Molecule: messenger RNA, 7980 nt
Organism: Stegastes partitus (bicolor damselfish)
Lineage: Eukaryota; Metazoa; Chordata; Actinopteri; Pomacentridae
Gene: ripor1
Product: RHO family interacting cell polarization regulator 1
Exons: 22
Coding region: 288-3452 (1054 amino acids)
Source: RefSeq, a predicted model, not a curated record
GGAGAGUGGAAGAAGGACCGACAGCUGUGACAGUGAUGGGGCAAGAUAAAAAGGGAAAUAGACUGGCAUAGAGACAAGAAGUGAACCAGAAAAAAACUUUGUUACUCCUACUGAGAAAAAAAUUAAGGGAGACAGAUGCCAAAAAGAGUAAAGUAGAAGAGAAAGGAAAGUGAGUGAUUAAAAACUAUAUCAACUCAGAGUCUACUUGGAGCGAAGACUGAGCACGUGUUUCUGGAAGUGGGUCGUUCCAUCGCUAGGAAACCUUGACCUCGACCACCUCAGCUACCAUGUACAGUGGAUAUGGAGGGAGUCCAUCCCGAACUCUGUCCACCAUGUCGCUGUCUGUUCGCCCAGUCAGACGCCUCACUUCCAGAUCCAUCACUAGGAGCCAGAGCUUCGCUGGAGUCAACACCUACGACAAGCCGUACAGGAGCCUCUCAGUGUUCCCCACUCCAGGUCUCAACAGGAAGCCCAGCAGAGCCAGCAGGAUGUUCACGAUGUCCACCAAGUCCAACCCGCCACCCAAAACUCCUCAACCGGAGAGACUGAACGAAGUGUACGAGGCGCUGAAGAAAGGCCUUCAGUCUUACCUUCAGGUUCACCAGAUGGAUUUGGACAGCCUCAGUAGACAGAUGAAGGAGUCCAAGAGGAACUCCAGACUGGGUUUCCUGUAUGAACUGGACAAGCAAGUGAAGGUGACUGAGAGGUACAUAAGACGACUGGAGUUUCAUCUUAGCAAGGUAAGACCAGCACAAUCCCCUGACAUUUCACUAGGACAUGGACAAAAUAGAAAAGAAAAAAAAAACUUAUAUCUGUUUUUAUGUCUUUCAGGUCUGGCUGGAUUUGCUAGAUUGUGUGCUGGUGACCAGUAUGAGAUCUUUAUGAAGUAUGGUCGGCAGCGGUGGAAGCUGCGGGGAAGAAUGGAGCUUAAUGCCAAACAAGUGUGGGACAGUGAAGAUAUGGUGUUUUUGCCACUCAUUAAUGACUUCCUGUCUGUGAAGGUGACAGAAGUGAAGAGCUUAGCCAAUCACGUGGUUGUAGGAAGUGUUUCCUGUGAAACUAAGGACCUGUUUGCUGCACUGCCCCAGACGGUUGCUGUGGAUAUUAAUGACCUUGGGACUCUUAAGCUAAGCCUCGAGGUCACCUGGAAUCCAUUUGACAAAGAUGACCAAGGGUCUGUUUCAAGCACUGUCAACAAAGCACCAUCCGUCAGUAAGAGGUUCUCAACAAUCUUCAACCAGAGUCCACCAGACACGCCGUCUUUACGGGAACAAGCCUUCUAUAACAUGCUCCGGCACCGUGAAGAGUUAGAGAAUGGAACAGCAUGGUCGAAUUCAUCUGAAUCUUCUGAUGACUCCUCCAGCCCCCAGCUAUCUGUACAAGGGCUACGCAACUCUAAACAGCAAAAGGCAAUGUUGGUGACACCUGAGAUCCCUCCAGGUGUAACAAGAAUUAUCUCCCCGCAGCCUGACAUUUCAUGUUGCCCAAGAUACUCCUCCUCAUCGCCAAACUCUAAUCACAAAGCCACCACUGCCACUGAAGUUCCCAGCACAACAAAACCCCAAGAAGAGAGCAACAGGGACCAAGAGAAUGGGACGGUCACUGUGAUAUCAGAACCUGACAGCGAGAAAGAGGCUGCUAGGAAACAGUCUCCCAUAGCAACAGCAGAUGUGGUGACCAGCAGCCAUGCUUCACACCCUUACUCGCGCUCUCUGAGCCACAUCAGUGAAAGCAGCGCUGAUGGUAUCGUGGUGACAGACAAGUCAGCUGGUGAAUCGGGAGAUGUGACGUCUACGGCCUCUGGGAUCUCCAUCAAUGACAUUGAAAUGGAGAUGCCCAGCAGAACUCCUGAGCCACCCUGCUCUGGUGCCACCGACCCUGACGUAUCACCCAGGGGGUCCUGUGUCUUGAAAGAAGACACAACUCAUCCAACACAACACCUAAUCAGAAGGAAACCUGGUACAUCUACCUCUCUCGUCACAUCCUCCUCUCCCAGCUCUGAAGGAGAGGAUCCUGACGCUCUCUCGCAAAUGAACACGCUUCCCCUCCUAGACAGCGGGGAGGGGACGUAUAUAGCCAGACGAGUGCCAGUGGAAGAGGAUAUGGUGGGGACAGGCGCAGAUUGUGUGUCCAGAAAGGAUGAUGGUCUGGUGGACAGUGGGCUGGAGGAUGCUCUAGGAACUGUAGUUUCCUCUCUAGAUGAUUAUAGAGGACAAUUUCCUGAGUUACAGCUACUGGAACAAGAGCUGAAGCUGCUGCAGGUUACACUGAAGGGUGGCAGGCAUAGUCGUUCACCCAGCGUGGCCAGCCUCACAGUGGAAACAGCUCUGGGCAGCUUUGACUUCCUCAACACAUCCGAAUGGGAGGAGGAGGAGGACGAAGAGGAGAAGGGUGACAAGAGGAGUCGAAAUAUCAGGUCUCUGCAGGACAGAGGCUGGGACAGCCCCGCCCUCCCCACCUCCCCCCUCACCACAGGUUGCACCGCACUAGACUGCUGCCUAGUGGUCCAUCUGAAGAACUGCAGUGCACAACUGUUGCGUCUGGGCAUGUUUGGUCCUCUGCGGUGUGGAGAGAUGUAUGCCUUAGACAGACUACUGAGAGAGGCUCGUGUCCUUGAAAUCAUCCGACGCAUCACCAAGGACAACCCACAAUGCCUCAAACAACCUGCUGAAGUGAUCCCACAGCUGGGUCAGUGUGUGGGUGCUGUGUCACUAUGGCAACAGUGUGCUGGGCAGGGCAGUGUAUACAGUGCCUCUGCUGAGAGUUUCCUGGCCGCACUCUCUGCAGUCUACUCCAGCAAACUGCCUGAGAGGGCGGACACAGUGUUCUUGUCUCUGGUUGAGCGUGUCCUGGACCAGAGGUUGCCAAGGCGAGGCAGCAGCAGAGACGGAGUGACGGUGACAUUGUUCCAGCUGUGGGGUUACCUUGAGUCCAAUGGCGUUAGUGACAUGGAAACACACAUCACUGAGCUGGCAGAAGAGGUGUGGUUGGUGCAGAGUCUGGCGUCAUUUGACCAGGAUGUGAUCGUCCAAGCUCUGCGCCGUCCUGCAGAGUGCAGCCUGAAGAGAGAAGGACUUCACGCUGUGGCCAAACUACUGAAGGACCCACGGGGCAAAGUGUCAGCCUCUGCAAGCUCUGUACUCAGAAGCCUGGUUGCUCAGCCCAAACAGAGAGAGCAGGCUUUGGUCAGCUGUCUGGAGCUGCUGGAAGAUGAGAAUGUGGACACUAGAGUCUGUGGAUGCAAGGCCUUAGCUUGUCUCAAGGCCAAAGAAAGCAUCGAUCAGUUAGUGUAUCUUUGUCGGACAGACAAGGAGGAAGUCCGAGAGGCUGCCAAACAAACACUGCUUGUGCUGGGAGAGGAAGGGAAGAUGGCCCACAGACAUGUGGAGACGUCUCAGGACAGCCUACCAAGACUCUUUGCUCCUGGAAGCAUGGCCAGCACAGCUUUCUAACACUGCACACACAGACACAUCUACGCUGGGUGGGAACAAAACACAGUUUGACAACCCUAUUACUACAACUAAAAUGUGUAAAGACACAUAUAAUAUAUAAUAUACAGCAUAUACACUGUCAGAGAGGUUGCAAAAAACUCACAAGGACAACAACUCUACUUAACACUGGGCGAAUAUUUAAAAUUAGAACACAGAAGUUUAAUAAAUGUGUGUUAACUACUGUGAGCAAAUCAAUGGGUUGUAAAGAUGUUCAGAAAACUGUACCAUGUUCCAACACACAAAUACAUCACUCUGAAGUAAGGCAAGUCUAGAAAGCUAUUUAAAGCAUUGUUAAAUAAUUUACAUUUCCAUAGCCUACCAGGGGUGACAAAUGUACAAAGUAUAGUUUCUUGUAUUUUUGAUAUUAAGGUAUAUUUCAUUUGAUUCUCUUGUGAACUGUAGUUUUGACUGGCUAUGUGAUGAACCAGAAGGCUUACAUAGAGUAAAUAUUCUAUUUCCCCCCAGAUUUGCUAGCCCUUCCAUUACAUAAAACUACUUUUCUUGAUAGAUUCUGCUGUCUCUAGUUUAGACGCAAAGGCUGUGUAAACAGUCCUGCUCCAAAUGGACAGCCUGUUCUGUGAGGUGACCUGCCUAAAAACUGAGCAUUAAUAACAGUUACUGGCCUUACUCUUGCAGUUCUGCUUCCACUACCACUAUAGGCUCUACUUCAGCUUGUUGAUUUAAUGUUUUACCACUUAACUGUGGUUACCUGUAUGCAGUACUUGCACCUAGGCUGUAGUUAAGACCACUUCAGACAGUUUUGAGACAGCCAAGUCCAUUGAUAGCAUAUCAAGACCACACCUCAACAACAAAAAACAAAACAGUGGCCAUUCUGUACUUUUUAUAUAGUUGUUUGUAAAUCUGCCUUAAUCUCUCAUUCACUUGCUAAUCAUAAUUUGUAAUAACCACUGUUAGAAACAAAUCAAUAUUAGAAGAAAAUAUUCUUGCAAAAUGUUCCUAUUUAAUUCUGAAAGUGUGAUGUCUGGCAACACUUGUAUGCACUUACAUGUUUAAAAUGAGGAUGCAUGGUUGUUGCAUGGAAAAGACAUAUUUUGGAAAAUGAGCACUUGUCAAUAGCCAUUUAAAAUGCAGUGUCCCUAUGAAGAGAUGACAGUUGGCUGACUCUCUGUUGGCCUGCUGUGAGGCAAGAAUAGUUAAAAGUAUGGGUCCAAACGCCCGACUUUGAGAGAUAACUGAAAACACAUUUGAAGACCAAAGAUUGACAGCAGACUCAACACUACAGCUUUGACUUGCACCACUACAGAGCACUGAAGAGUGGACUGACUAAGACAUGUAGAAGAAGUCAUCAUGUCCUUUAUUAUACUGGUUAAGGUAACUGGAAAAUGUUGGAUCUGUCAGUGGAGCUGGAGUCAAAUAGUUUUUUAAAGGAGCUUGUAACAGGUGAGCAGGUCGGGCUUCACUGUGUUGCUCAGCAUGAUGUAUCGUGGCCGGUAAAGAAAGGGAACCCUGGAUACUGUAGAGCCAGCAGUUCAAAAUGCUGCAGUCACCAGCCAACAGAAUAUUUCAACUGACAGACCUGCACAGAUAAUGAAAAAAAAAAAAACAUGAUCUGUUCACCAGAUCUGCAACACCCCAGCUUCUUGCUAAUUGACUAUGACAUGUCUUCUAAAUCAAAAGACAAAAGUGUGUUGCAGGCCUGAUAAUGUUGUCAAUGUUUGGGCAACCAUAAAAAAAACAAAGGAACUAUAGAACACACUAGUUUGAGACUGUUGAUAACUUGAGUUGUUUCUGUAUAGAGAGUGGUUUAAGCAAUUCAGUGCCAUUAAUCUUUAUAGUUCUAAUCUGUUUCUUAUUUUUAUGGAAGUAUAUAUAACUAUAUUGAAUUUUCUGUCAUUUUAAACAGUAUUAAUUGAGCAGAGUCUUAAUUUGCCACUCAUUUUGUUUAAUGUAUCAUCUGCUGUAAAGGGGUUCGGUUUUGUGUGGAGUCACUGAAUAUUUGCAUUACUGUGACAGAUUGCUGUGGAGGAUUGUCUCAGUUAUAGAUGAUUGAGUAGAGAUGAACUAGUCCAUCCAGGUCUGACAUCACUUCACUUCAAAUUCAUAUUAACAUUUAAACCACCAAGUUGCACAUUGGAACCGCAAUAUCUGACUUUGAAAAAGAAGUUUCAUUUGUCUCUGUUGUCUGACUGUUGACAUCCCUAAAUGUUUGACCCAAAAUACGUGUGUUAGAACUUGGGCGGAUUUCAAGUAAACAUGCCCAGACAUGAGAUCAAAAAUUAUUGAAGCACCAUACAUAUUUUUGUCAUUUACUACCAUAUCUUUAAAACAUAUUCUCAAUAAGGCUGCUGUCUAUUUUCCAAAGUAAGCACAUUGCAUUUAGCAAAGAAAAACAUUGAGCUUGUUUUGUACUUGUUGACCUUAUAACUGCAAAUUCUUUUUUUUUCUUGUUUUUUUUUUUGACUAAGCAACUUAGAAUUACAAGAUGAGUAUCAUUCACUGACAAGUUAGUAAGUCAUAAUUACAAGAUCUGCAAAUAUGAUGUGGCAACUUCAUAUUCCAUGGUAGUUUCCCAGUAAUUGUAAAAUAGGAUUUCUUACUUUCAUACCUGAUCCUACUUUCAUUUACAACAUCUACAACAAUAAUGUAACAGAAUGUACACACAAAACAGAUACUGAGUGCGCAGAUUACCAAACACAAUCAAAUUUCACCAUUAUGUAAGUUGUAAUUCAUGCUCUGUACUUUCAAAAAUGUGCAAUAUCAAGUUAUAACAUUUUUUUUUUCAUCAAAGGCAAUAUUUCUAAACAAGUGAAUAGAUUCACACAACAUGUUGAAAAAUCCUGCAAUGUUAACUUCAUAAUCCAGUGAUUUAUCAACAGACCUUGCCUGUGAAAAUGCCAAAGUGUCCAGUGUUAGUACAGCGUUCGGGUUCUGAUCUCCUACUGUAUACUAAUACUGUGAUGAAGACCAGACGUAUCAGUGUUGACAGUGCUCUGCUCUGGCUGUAAAAUUCAAAUAAAAGAAGAAGAAAUUUGUACUUACAGGAAGCAGUAUGUAAUGGACAGCUACUGUAUUUGCUCGGCUCUAGUGAUGGCAGAUUUUGUGACUCGGCAAAUGUUAGCAUGCAAACACAUUAAACGUAGUUGGCAAACAUUAUGCCUACUGAACAUCAGCAUGUUAGCACUGUAAUUGUGAAGAUUUUUGCAAACUGUUGGUAGCAUUGAGCUCCAAACACUGCAGUGCCUUUGUACAGCCUCAAAGAGCCACCAGCCUGCUGACAGUCUCUACAGUCCUGUUGUUUUCUAUUGUGUGAGCUUUCAUACUGCUGUUUGCAAUCCCAGGUUCAUUAGCGUCAUACAACACACAGCAACUGUAGGCUGACUGUUGACAAGUUUUAACCGUACCUCACUUUACAAUUUUUCCCCGAUGUGUGAACAUGCCACAUACUGAAAACUGUAGUUAGAAUUAGUGUUGAGUAUGCAAAUGGGAAACACGUUUUGUCUUCAAGCCGGGGGGGGAUCAGGUUCCUAAAGCAUAAUAUGCCGACCCUGUUUACAUCCCUUAAAAUUACUUGGAUGCUCAUAGCAUCAUACAAGUGUACUGAGAAGCUGCUUCUUAGACCGCUCCGACAAACAAAUCAGGAGUAGCUGCGCUUGCAAGUAUCUGACCAUCUUUGUAGAGGUUCAAACCAUGGCUCAAAACAUUUAUUUGAACUUUGAAGAAAAAGCUAUGUUUAAGAUUGAAUGUCAGAAAUAGGAAUUAAAUCAUCAGAACUUGGACAAACAUAAUCUGAAAGUAAGUUCAGAAAGUUGAAGAAUUCUGACCUUUUUCCUUAAUGAACUCUGAGCUUAAUCUCAGAUUUUAGUACUCAGGGAUUCAUCUCAGAAGUAUUUUUUCACAUAGCCCUAAUUCUCUUUUAUUCAUCAUAGAUACAUUUUUUUAUUGAAGUCAAUAAUGAAUCAUGCAUGUACUAUUGUGUGCUGAAAAGAACUCACAUUCGUAUAUUAUUUCAGCUGCUAGAGGUGAGGAGAGAUGUGAAAAUUUGACAGUUGUAUAGUGUGUUUAGUUUGGAUGUUUUGCUAUAUACUAUAGUAGAAAAAGAAACAGCAUUGCAAUGUUGCUAGAAUCAUAAUGUAGGACUGGUGUUAUGUGGGGACAUACUGUUUUUGUAUAUGGAGGCUACCACUGUAUUUAUUGUAUUUACCACUGUUAAAAUUCUAUAAGACAAGACAAAUUUGCAGCUAUGCCUCUGCAUUCAUACAACAUCUCACAGUUUUUAAGUGCCUCAAGGUCUGAUAACAACAAAGAUGCAAUACGACUUAGAUGAGAUACUUUAUUUAAGAAUGAAGAACAGUGAAACAGUGAAAAAUCACUGCAACGCAUUAUAUAUAUUUUUCCACAAGCUUGAUAAUUGUGCUUGGAAACAAAUUGUAUGUUUUUUUCUUUUGUUUGUUUUUUUUCUUUUCUAAAAUGUAUUUUCAGGCAUUCUUGUGUCAAAUAUAUGCAAGCUAUUAAAAUAUGUUAAAAAUGU